Neohortaea acidophila is the source of this 975-nucleotide messenger RNA. RefSeq names its product histidine phosphatase superfamily. Gene Ontology annotation, molecular function: fructose-2,6-bisphosphate 2-phosphatase activity. The record is from RefSeq and is a predicted model, not a curated record. Bases 1 to 975 code for a protein of 324 amino acids. Gene Ontology annotation, cellular component: cytosol. The transcript has a single exon. Lineage: Eukaryota; Fungi; Ascomycota; Dothideomycetes; Mycosphaerellales; Teratosphaeriaceae. Gene Ontology annotation, biological process: fructose 1,6-bisphosphate metabolic process; negative regulation of programmed cell death; positive regulation of DNA repair.
AUGAAGCUCUACCUCAUUCGCCAUGGCGAAACGGUGGACAAUGUCGCUGGAGUCUACGCCGGCUCUCGCGACUCUGCCCUCACCAACCACGGCUUCGAACAAGCGAAGCGGCUAGGCUCCUACUUCGCCGAGAAUGAUGUGAAAUUCACCCACAUCUUUGCCUCUCCUCUUUCCCGCGCCUUCCGCACCGCUGGAGCGGUCAAGGAUGCUCAGACACAGCUCGCGGAGCCGGUCGACGGAGUGGAUAUUGUCAAAGUGCAAGAGCUGAUUGAGCGAGACUAUGGCGCAUAUGAGGGUCGGCCGUAUUCGACACGAUCGGAGUGGCAGAAGACGGGAAAGGAUGGGGUGGAGGAGAGUGGUGGUAGUGUGGAGAGCGUGCAGUCGAUGGCCAAGCGCAGUGACAGGUUCCUGGACGAACAUUUCCUGCCUUUGUUCGACGAGGAUCGACAUGAGGAAUACAUCGUGGCCAUUGUUGCUCACGGCAUGCUGUGCUCGCACUUGUGGAGGCGCUUGCUGCUUCGGCUACCAAGAAGGAGUCUGAAGAUCGCGCCCGAGAUCGUGGCGGCCCGCGGGAACAUUGUGCUGGAGCAUCUCGGCGGCUGGUCCAACACCGGCUACUUGGAGUUGUCCAUUCGGAGAGAGGCCGAGUCACGCCCCGAAGCGAAGCCCAUAUCAGACGGCUCUUACGAUGGUGACGAAUCGGCCAGUGCAACAACACUUUCCACACCCGUUCCGCCUCCUGUUCAAUCCGAAGGUGCCGAUGUCUCGCUCGCUCCGCCUAAGCCAUCCGAGCCUGCAAGCCCGAGGAAGAAGGACUCGCGGGAAUUAUCGGGCUACAGUACCACGAUCCUAGCCAUCGACAGCAAGCAACAUCUCGUCGGGCUGAAACGCCAACCGGGAGGAAUUGGCAGCUUGGCCAACGACAAGGGCCAAAAGAAGCUCGACACCUUUUUCAAGCGAGAGAAGGCCACUUGA